AGCUCUGCAGUUUGGCGUACAAGGUGACUGCCAUCGUGAUCCAGUUGUCUGUGCUCCCUCAUUGAGGUCGAAAUAUAGCAUUCAAACGUUCACUCCUCCAUCGAUCGACCACGAUGGAGUCGCUGCAAAGGAUGCCAUUGUCCCACAACCCGCGCGUCACAGUGCAUGAUCUACCGAUCGAAGUUCUGACUGAGAUUUUCUCGUCCGCUGUCUCACCCACAUCGCCCAUGCACAUGUCGGGGGUAAUCCACGUCUCACAAGAUAUCAUUACAUUGGCCCGCGUGUGUUCGUACUGGCGAAUAGUGGCCGACCAGGAUGCACGCCUGUGGACGACGAUAGUCAUUCGCGGGACGACGACCGCUGAGAAGUUGCGCCUAUCGGAGUGCCUACGACGCUCACGCACAUGCCCCAUCAAUGUCAUUGUUGCUCCCUUGCAUAUCCUGGCCGACGACUAUCGUGGCUGCAUAACGGGGCUUCAGCCCCACAUGCAUCGUAUCGUACAACUGUUUAUCAAGAUGAACAACAGUUGGGUUAUGGAGGAGGUCAUCAAUUGUCUCACAACCGCCGCGCCUCAACUCCGAGAGCUCACUUUGGGCAUCAUUCAGCCUGAGCUGGAUGUCGACGCACUGGCCACUCCCUUCGACUCUUCAGCACCAGCUCUCCGAACCAUCGAUUCCCGACGAUGGUCUGCGCUCUUUGGCGGACACACUCCCGCGCUGCGUACGUUCUGCCUGUCCUCCGUGUGCGAUGUUUUGUCUAUUCUCGAGGACCCUCCCUCCGGAAUGACCGCUCUGCACACGCUCGUUCUGCACGGAACCCUGAGACGCGCAUCGUACGCAACCCAGGUCAGAUCUAGAAUGUCGCACGGUAGCUGGCACGGCUUCCUUGCACGCGUGCGGAACCUGCGCACGCUGCGCCUCGUCGAGUUCACCGCACAGAAUGUCCAGGAGUGCGUAACCGCGCUCAGCCGCUCGCUCGAAGGAGAGCCCGGGCCCUCCCUCACGCGCCUGGAGAUCGUCCGCCCUGGCGGGGGAUUCGACAAGCCGUUGAGGGAUGCAGUGGAAAUGGCGGUGCGGAGUGUGAGCGGACGUGGUAAACUGGAGACACUGGUCGUGGUCCCGGGCGAAGAAGAGUCGAGCUCGGCGGCGGAUUGGGAGGGUUUGAGGGAGUUUUGCACUGUGAAGAUAGGUGAAGAUGAUGGUGCGUGAAGAAUGAUGUGCCUCUUGCUGUCCUAGAGUCUGUCGAAUUGGCCUUUCCCGAGUCGGGACCUCAGCUGCGUUUGUCGUAUUGGCUGUCAAUAUCUUGUAUAUUUUCUUGGGUACCAGGGAACAGAACACGAACCUAUUAUGUAAA
This is a messenger RNA of Rhodofomes roseus, 1353 nucleotides long. RefSeq lists its product as uncharacterized. Gene Ontology annotation, molecular function: protein binding. The record is from RefSeq and is a predicted model, not a curated record. The transcript has a single exon. Bases 114 to 1208 code for a protein of 364 amino acids. NCBI's taxonomy places the organism in Eukaryota, Fungi, Basidiomycota, Agaricomycetes, Polyporales, Fomitopsidaceae.